UUCAGGAACCUGAUUUACUUCCGUAUUGCACGCACGCGUCUUGCGCUUUUUUGGAUUGUCCUGGGACGGACGCCGUAAAAAGUGCGGUAGAAAGAAAAGAGAGAGGCGGGAGAAAAGGAAGCACAAGGGAUACAGGGCGAGAGAUUUAAUAACUGCAUCUAGACUGGCCUGUGCCGUAAAAGAAAACUAGAAUGAGCCUCCGCAAACAAACACCGAGUGACUUCUUAAAGCAGAUUAUUGGAAGACCUGUGGUGGUAAAGCUCAACUCUGGAGUCGAUUAUCGAGGUGUUCUGGCAUGUUUAGAUGGUUAUAUGAAUAUUGCUUUGGAACAAACUGAAGAGUAUGUGAAUGGACAGCUGAAGAACAAAUAUGGGGAUGCAUUUAUCCGAGGAAAUAAUGUUUUGUAUAUUAGCACUCAGAAGAGGAGGAUGUGACCUGUUUCUUUCUUUCUAUCUUUCAUUUAUUUUUUAAUUUUAUUAUGUUCUUUGCAUGAAGAGGCCAGCAUUUUGGACUUCAAAAGAUCAAGAUCUAUUCAUUUAUGUUUGAGAUUCAAGUAAAAGCUGCAUUGCUACAUACAUUUUGAGAAAAGAAAAUACUUUUAUAAAGUUUGAUAAAGAUUUUGGUUUACAAUGAUCUGUACUGCUGUAAAAUAAACAGUCAUGAAAUCA
Molecule: messenger RNA, 668 nt
Organism: Xenopus laevis (African clawed frog)
Lineage: Eukaryota; Metazoa; Chordata; Amphibia; Anura; Pipidae
Gene: lsm6.L
Product: LSM6 homolog, U6 small nuclear RNA and mRNA degradation associated L homeolog
Exons: 4
Coding region: 192-434 (80 amino acids)
Biological process (GO): maturation of SSU-rRNA; mRNA splicing, via spliceosome
Cellular component (GO): nucleus; U6 snRNP; Lsm2-8 complex
Molecular function (GO): RNA binding
Source: RefSeq, a predicted model, not a curated record